Molecule: messenger RNA, 1707 nt
Organism: Musa acuminata AAA Group (dessert banana)
Lineage: Eukaryota; Viridiplantae; Streptophyta; Magnoliopsida; Zingiberales; Musaceae
Product: octanoyltransferase LIP2, mitochondrial-like
Exons: 2
Coding region: 745-1476 (243 amino acids)
Biological process (GO): protein lipoylation
Cellular component (GO): mitochondrion
Molecular function (GO): lipoyl(octanoyl) transferase activity
Source: RefSeq, a predicted model, not a curated record
GAAAUCUGUUGUGGGUUUGGACGAUCUGACGGACCCAACCCGUUACCUGCCUUCGGAAACCUAAUCGCGGCGACGGCGUCUUCCUCCGAGAGGCUCUUCCCCUCUCUCUCUCUCUCUCUCUCUCUCCUCCUUCAGUGUCGCCCCCUCACGCAGCCUCCGGCCAGCGGCUUCCGUGCGCAAGGCAGACCUCCAUGGUGUCUUCUUCUCACGGUAACUCUUAUCUGUUUCUCUUUCCCCUCCCCGCUGUCCUCUCCUCCGCCGCCGCCCCUUGCCUUCUCCACGACAGCUCCCUUAUCCCUCCUCCUCCUCCCGCGCCGCCCGUCGCUGUCCUCACCUUGUCCUCCUCCGUCGCCCCCCGCCGACCCCGAUAGCCAUCCUCGCCGUCCUCUGACUCGUCCUUCGAUCUCGACAGUCCCCCACUCCACCAUCCUACUCCGACCCCGACGGGCCCCGAUAGUUUCACCCCUCUUCGCCUUCUCUCUGCAUCUUCCUCUCCCCUCCCAACCAACAGUCAACAGCAUGCUCCCUUUUUCUUCUCCUCUCUGCUUCUUGCUCUCCUUCCCUCUGUUUCUUUCCUUUUUCUCUUUCUCUCUCUUGUUAAUCGUUAUCAAUAAUAGUCUAUACGGAUUUGAUGAUCAUUGUCUUUCUUGAGAGAAAUUGUUGGAUUUUUAAUGAUGUAUGCAAGAGUCUGAGGACCUGAGAUCAGCAUAGGUCUUUCAAUCCUUGCAGAUCUGAGAAUAAUAUAUGCUCGAUAUUGUUGAACAUUACAUUUGUUUUCUAUUUCAACUAAAGAUACACCAUAUGAGACUACAGAGGAGCCUCGAGGCCUGUAAGUUUGGAAUUAUUAAUUAUUUCGAUGCACUUAAGCUCCAAGAAAGGCUUGCUUCUGAUAGAAAAUCCGGUAAAAUUCUGGAUACUAUCCUAUCCCUUCAGCAUCCACCAACAUAUACACUUGGAAAAAGGCGAACAGAUCAUAACUUAUUGGUGUCUGGGGCUGAUCUUAAAACCAUGGGUGCUGAGCUUCACUACACAGAAAGAGGUGGUGACAUCACAUUUCACGGACCAAGGCAAGCUAUUCUUUAUCCCAUUGUUUCUCUGAGAGAUGUUGGAUGUGGUGCAAGGAAUUAUGUUGAAGGGCUGGAGUCAGUGAUGAUAGAAGUAGCUUCCUUCUAUGGUGUCAACGCCCAUGCGGGAAAAACAGGUGAGACCGGGGUGUGGGUUGGUGACCGAAAAAUUGGUGCAAUUGGUGUUCGAAUAAGUUCAGGCAUCACUUCACAUGGAUUGGCCUUCAAUAUUGAUCCUGAUCUGAGCUACUUCAAGCAUAUUGUGCCUUGUGGAAUUCCGGACAAAGGUGUUACAUCCUUAAAAAGAGAGACAGAGAUGGAAUUACCACCUGAUGAAGUGAUCCAUGAGCAGCUGAUUCACUGCUUUGCGAAGGUAUUUAGAUUCAGUGACAUCCAAUGGAAAACACAAUGAUGAGCUCAAGUGGCGGUUACAUAAUUCAUGGCAAUGGUCUGACUGAUCACUUGAAUGGUGCAUAAAUUCAUCUACUUCUAACCUGUUCAUUGAAGUGUUUUUUGUGUGAGCCUUCUCAAUAAUGGAAGUGGGUUUUAUUGUGUCGGGUGGAUCAAUGAAAAUUAGGUUGCUGAAAUGUUCCAUUUCCCAUCCUUUGUGAUCUGUGUGAAGAAGAAAUUUUCAUUUGAUGGA